Molecule: messenger RNA, 2614 nt
Organism: Eruca vesicaria subsp. sativa (arugula)
Lineage: Eukaryota; Viridiplantae; Streptophyta; Magnoliopsida; Brassicales; Brassicaceae
Source: the annotation of a GenBank genome assembly
AAUGUUCUGUUCCUCUUCCUCCGUGAAUAGGGGACGAUCAUCUCUGUCAUUCUUCUACUUCCUUUAGAAGAAUACAGAUAGAAACCAGCUGCUUCUGUAUGUUUUUCUUCGUUAAUUCUGUUUUUACACUUUCAAAUGUCCUUAAAAUAGAUUAAUAGAAAGUAACUUCUUUUCACCCCUAAUUUAUCUUAUACGUCAUCUCCUCUCAUCUCUAUUCAUCAAACUCUUCCUUUUCAUUCUUUUGAUUCCAAAUCAAAAACACAUUUGUUCCCUUUUUUUGUUGGGAGUAUAAUCUAAUAUUAUGGGCUGCAGCUGCUCUAAAGGAGCACGAGAAAAUGAUACCAUCGACGAGAACAUUAGCAACAACUAUGUUAAAACCUCCAAGAACAAGAGGAAGCCUACUUCUUCGAGCAUAGCCAUUGUAGGAUCCGAUGAAAGGUCAGGCUUCAUUUAUUCCAACAAAGACAACGAUACCACAUUGGCGGUUUUGAUACCAAGUGAUCCCACAAACUCAACUCCCUUGUCAUCUGUUGAGGCUGAGAAGAAGGUGAAUAUCGAGAGAAAAUCUUCCAGGUCUUUGUUCCAGAGACGGCCUACCAUUGACACCAAAAAACUAGGAGCACCGCAACAACCUAUGAUGACUAGGAUAACAAGUGUUAGUAAUGGAGAAAGAGGUGCUCAGGUUGUUGCUGGUUGGCCUUCUUGGUUAGCUUCUGUUGCUGGUGAAGCUAUCAAUGGUUGGAUUCCACGCAAAGCUGAUUCCUUCGAAAAAUUAGAAAAGAUUGGACAAGGAACGUAUAGCAGUGUGUACAAAGCCAGAGACCUAGAGACGAACCAACUAGUUGCAUUGAAGAAAGUGCGGUUUGCUAAUAUGGAUCCAGACAGUGUUAGGUUCAUGGCAAGAGAGAUAGUCAUCCUUCGUAGGCUUGACCAUCCUAAUGUCAUGAAGCUUGAGGGUUUGAUUACUUCUAGAGUAUCAGGAAGUAUGUAUCUUAUAUUUGAAUACAUGGAACAUGAUCUCUCAGGCCUUGCUUCAACCCCUGGUGUUAAGUUCUCUGAGGCACAGAUUAAAUGCUAUAUGAAACAGUUGCUUCAUGGCUUAGAACAUUGUCAUAGCAGAGGUGUAUUGCAUCGUGACAUCAAGGGCUCUAAUCUGCUUCUUGACCAUAACAACAAUCUCAAAAUUGGAGAUUUUGGUCUUGCUAAUUUUUAUGGUGACCACAAGAAGCAGCAGCUUCUUACUAGCCGUGUUGUUACUUUGUGGUACCGUCCACCUGAGCUUUUAUUCGGGUCAACGGACUAUGGCGUUGCUGUGGAUAUGUGGAGCACAGGUUGUAUUCUAGCUGAACUCUUUUAUGGGAAGGCUAUCAUGCCUGGAAGAACAGAGGUUGAACAGCUACACAAGAUUUUUAAACUAUGUGGUUCACCUUCUGAUGAGUAUUGGAAAGGAUCUAAACUCCCACAUGCCACCGUCUUUAAACCUCAGCAGCCUUACAAAAGGUGUGUAGCUGAGACUUUUAAGAGUCUUCCAUCUUCAGCUUUGGCAUUAGUGGAAGUUCUUUUAGCUGUUGAACCAGAUGCCCGUGGAACCACAGCUAAUGCACUUGAAAGCGAGUUCUUUACAACAAAGCCUUUAGCAAGUGACCCAUCAAGUUUACCAAAGUACCAACCGAGAAAGGAGAUUGAUGUGAAGCUUCAAAAAGAGGAAGCAAGACGAAAGAAAGGUACAAGCAGUAAGCAGAAUGAGUCAAAACAAGCAUCUAAAGAAUCUAAAGCUGUUCCGGCUCCAGAUGCCAAUGCCGAGUUACUAGCAUCAAUACAAAAACGUGAAGGGCAGAAUAACCAGACAAGCAUGAAUGAGAAGGUCAAUCCUGAUGAAGAUGCAGCAGUGAAGGGUGUUAUGACGAGGGAUUCGAGUCGGUCUCCUCCUCCUAGAAAAGAACUGAGGAUGCAACGGUCUUUUGUUCAACGUGGAUCAGCACAGUUGACAAAAUUCUCAAACUCAGUAGCUGCUAGAGAUGCGUCACAUUUCGCUAUAGCAAAUCCACGGUGGUUUGAAGAUAGGUACAAUAAUAAAAAGGGAAAGCAAAACGAUGGUGAUGGCUCUGAACGUUUGCUGGUUAAUAAUCCCAAAGACUCUGCAAAAGACAAAGAAUCCACUGGUAAGAAGAGAACAUCUUGAGCAUAACUUUGCUUUGCAGUGAAAAUUUUUGUGGGCUAAUCACAUUUUUGGUUUUUGAUGUUUAGGGUGACUGUGAAAAAAACAGAGAGAAUGAACAUCUCUGGGCCAAGGAAACUUAGAUGCAAUGUUGAAAGAACAUGAAAGAAAGAUUCAGUUAAGCUGUUUGAGUGGAUAAGAAGACAAAUAGGGACAAAGUCAAGCGUCUCUUGAUGCAAAUGGCAUCAGAUAAGAAUCUUUUGGGAGUUAUCAGAAGGAGAAAGAAAGUUUGAGAUUUUACAACGUAGAGUCAGUUGAUCUUUUGUGUAAAGUUGAAAGCUAAAAUUGUGUAAUUUAUUUGAUUCUUCAUUAUUUGUAAUUUUUUUUAACUAUUUAUGAUACGUAGUAAUGGUUUUACGUGAGUCUAUAUAAUGAAAUGAAAUGUUUAGUGGCGGC